AUGGAACUUGAAGAGUUACGCCAAGUAACACGUUCAUUUGUGCUAUCACAUCAGACAUUAUGUAUAACAGGUGUCAGCUUCGACAAACGUUGUCUAGUUGGCUAUACGGAAUUGACAUUACAUCCACUUGUGAAAAAUUUUAAUGUUAUCAAAUUAAAUGCACGUCAAUUAACGAUUUAUGCUGUAACCAUUAAUGGUGAACGAAAUGUGGAAUUUUCAUAUGAUGAUCCAAAUAUACAGAUUUUGUCCGAUGAUGAUCCAAGACGAGAUCUAACAUCAUUAUUAAAACGUCAACAACGUUUUUCUGAAUAUGUUGAUCCUGAUGAAGGUAAUGGAGAAUUAACAAUAUUUAUCCCAUCAUCUUUACAACAACAAGAACAAAAUUCUUCAACAACUCCUAAUGAUGAUAAUAAUACCAGUGAUAUUGUUUAUAAAGUAACAAUUGAUUUUUCACUUGAACAACCUGAAAGUGGUAUUCAUUUUUUUGUACCUGAUGAUGAUGCUAAAUUAUCACGUCUUAGUCGUCAUUUAUUUACAACUGGUCAUGAUGCUCGUCUUUGGUUUCCAUGCGUAGAUAGUUAUUGUGAGCCAUCAACAUGGACAAUUGAAGUAACAGUUGAAGAAUCCUUAACUGUCGUAGCGUCUGGAGAACUUGUGGAAUGUACAACAAAUAAUGAAUUAAAAACUUAUCGAUUUUAUUUAUCAACUCCAGCACCUGCACCAUUUAUUGGACUUGCUAUAGGAUCAUUCGAAUCAGUUGUUGAUUCUAAUACUCAAGAAAUAACAAAUUAUUGUCUUCCUGGUUUGUUAACACUUCUAACAAAUACCACAAGCUUUGUUCAUGAACCACUUGAAUAUUUUGAAGAAUUAUUAAAUGCAAGUUGUCAAUAUCCUAAUUAUAAACAAGUAUUUGUUACUGAACCACAUGCUGAAUGUAUACCAUUUGCAUCUAUGGCUAUAUUUAAUGUUAAUCUAUUAUAUCCAUCAACUGUAAUUGAAGCAACAUGGCACGCAAGAACACAAAUGGCAUUUGCAUUAGCAAACCAAUUUUUUGGUUGUUUUAUAACCAUGCGUUCUUGGCGUGAUUGGUGGUUAUUAAAAGGUCUAGCUUUAUAUUUAACUAGUUUAUAUACAAGACGAGCAUUUGGAAAUAAUGAAUAUCGUUACAAUCUUAAUCGAGACAUGCUUGAUGUUAUUCGAUAUGAACGUGAAGAAAAUCCAAUUCGUCUUGAUUUUGCUCCGAUAAAAUCAGAAUCAGAUAUAACAAGUGUAAAUAAUCGUCGUGGAACAAUGAUGUCUUCUCAAUAUCUUGAAGUAGCAGCAAAAAAAGCUCAUCUUGUCGUACGAAUGAUUGAUGAUUUCAUUGGUCGAGAAAUUAUGAUGCAGAUUCUUAAUAAACUUAUGUGUUUAGCAACAACAGCUUGUUUAAAAGAUGCAUCGCUUAGUUCACGUUCACGUUUACAUAUAUCAAGUAAAUCAUUUUCACGUGUUGUUAGUACAUUAACAACAAAAGAUAUUCAAGCAUUACUAACACAAUGGGUAUACGAAUCAGGUUGUCCAAAAUUAAUUGGAAGUUUUUCAUUUAGUCGUAAACGAAAUGUUGUUGAAUUAGAACUUAAACAAGAUACAACAAUUAAAGGUUCAAAAAAGUUUUUAGGUUCAUUAGUUAUACGUGUACAAGAAUUAGAAGGUUCAUUUAGUCAAACAAUUUUAUUAGAAGAUAGUGUUACAAAAUAUGAAUUAACAUGUCAUUCCAAAGUUCGUCGAAAUAAGAAAAAGAAAAUUCCAUUAAUAUCUGGUGAUGAAGUUGAUAUGGAUCUUCAGCAAAUGGAUUCUGAAUGUCCAAUAUUAUGGAUAAGAAUUGAUCCUGAUUUAAAAAUUAUUCGAGAAUUACAAUUUGAACAAGCUGAUUAUAAUUGGCAAUGGGAAUUACGUUAUGAACGUGAUAUUCUUUCACAAUUUGAAGCACUUGAAGCACUUAAACGAUUUCCAAGUCAAAUUACUCGAGAAACACUUGGCGCUGUUUUAGAUUCAUCAAAUUGUUUUUAUCGUGUUCGAAUUGAAUGUGCAUAUGUUCUUACUCAUAUUGCAAAUUCUAUGGCAAAUACAUGGACAGGUACAUUAGCAACAUUAAGCUUUUUUCGUCGUGUCUUUAUGUCAACAAAUUCAACAUCAUCAUCAACAAAUGUAACAACAUCUUCAACAAAUAAUUUAUCAUUAACAGUACCAUCAGCAUAUAUUGUACGUAUAAAUGAUUUUUCAAAUUCACAAAUGUAUAUGAUACAAAAAACAAUUCCACAAGCUAUAGCAUUACAACGUAAUAAAGAUCGUGUAUGUCCACCAGAAGUAAUUAAUUUUCUAUUUGAAUUAAUACAUUAUAAUGAAAAUUCUAAGAAUCGUUUUUCUGAUGCUUUUUAUCGUUCAUCAUUAAUUGAUUCACUUGGAAAUACAUUAACAAAUAUUGGUUUGACAAGUACAACAACAAAUGUUGAUCUUUUAUUAAAUCAUACAUUAGAUAAUAAUACAAAACGAAUAUUUGAUGAAAUAUUAUUACAACUUAAUUAUGAUAAAAUUAUUCCAUCAUAUGGAUUUUGUGUAACAUGUAGUUGUUUAAGAGUUUUACAUAAAUUAAAUAUUAUAAGUGGUAUCCUUAUUGAUAUUAAUGUUUUUUAUGAAUAUGCAUCAUAUGGAAUGUUUGAUCGUGUACGAUUAGCAGCUUGUGAAAUUCUUGUUGAACAAAUUGAAACUCGAAUGAAUCAAGAUGUAUUUGAAUAUAUAUUCAAUCUUAUUGCGAAUGAUCCUGAUUAUAAUUUAAGACGUAAAAUAGUUCAACAUUUGUGUCGUCAUCCACCAUUUCGACAAAAUCAAACAUGUUCUCUUAAUAAUCCAAUAACAGUUAAUCGAUUAUGGUCAUUGAUGAAAAAUUUUGCAUAUGAUAAUCAAAUUCGAAAUGAUCUUGUUGAACUUUAUCAGAUUAUGUUCGGUCUCAAUCGACCGAAUUGUUUACCACCAUUGAAUGAAAUGAAUGAACUAUUAAUCAAAGAUGAACUUGAUGAUGUAUCUGAUACAAUAGUUGAUAUCGAUCCGGAACGUUUAAGUUAUUUUCGUCUAGCUCGAUAUGCAGAUGAUACAAAAGCUGCUGCAAGUAAAUUAGCAUCCAGUAGUAAAUAA
Rotaria sp. Silwood1 is the source of this 3171-nucleotide messenger RNA. Lineage: Eukaryota; Metazoa; Rotifera; Eurotatoria; Philodinida; Philodinidae. The record is from the annotation of a GenBank genome assembly.